UUUGAGAGAAGAUAGCAUACUUUAUCAGACUGGACAAUGCUACUCAAUAAUUGAGUGUAUACUGACAAAUUUGGCACUUGCAAUGCUGAUUAAACAAGAUUUCUUUAUUGGCUAAAACAAAGUGUUUUGUAAUAGUGCUUUGCAGUUAAUUGCAAGAGGCAAAUACAAAGUUCAUUAACAGUAACUUGCAAUUAAUUGCAAGCUGUAAAAGAGAAGAUGAAGUUUAAGGAUUAAAAAUGCUCUCAAGCUUUCACCAAUAUGACCAACCGAGCCCACUUGCUUUUUAAAUGGACAAUACAUUAUUAUAUUUACAUGAUUUUGUUUUGUUUUUUCGCAUAGGUAGUUGGUCAUCUCACCGUUAAUCAUCGAACCUGGCAGACUGAAUACAACUAACUUUCUUCGUUUUCUUAGUUCCAUGCAUUUGUUUAUUCUCUAAGAUACUUUUUCCUGAGAAAGCUGUGCACUCCAGCCCCAUUAAUAUAUUAUUACAGACAAGCACUUGCAUUGCCCCCAAAACCUAUCCCUAUAGGCUUAUGAUUGAGUGUUCCUAUUGGCAAAUUGGUGAGGCGCAGUCUUUUACUACAUUCCUACAUGGCUGAAAGUGAACAUUCUUCUUCUGAUGAGACUGAUGUGGAUUCUCAAGUUCUUCUAUGCAUCAUGAGACGUUUAUUCCACCAGUAUUGGACACUUUCCUCUAGUGUUGAUUUUGGGUUGUUUGGUUCAGCGGAAAGGAAUCAAGAAACCAAGCUUGAAUUCUCUGAGGAUGAGGAAGCACUUGUAAUUAGGAUGUAUAAUCUAGUUGGAGAGAGAUGGUCUCUAAUUGCUGGGAGGAUUCCUGGAAGAACCGCAGAGGAGAUUGAGAAGUACUGGAACUCCAGAUGCUCGACCAGUGAAUGAAACUAGAAGGGAUUGAGUUGUGCAUUUCAUCUACUAGACUUGGUAUCGUCUGCUUCCAAAUUCUUCUCUUGUAACUUUGCUGUGUUUCUGUGCAAAAUGUAGUCACUGAUUUUGUGGGGUUGUCUCAUGAUUUCUUAUCUUUUAAUUACGAAAAAAUUUCCAUGUGAAAAUGCCCUUGUUGAGUUCUUAAUUUCUUGUGUUUUCCUUUGAACAAAUUAGCUUGUCCUAAGUUAAUUGGGAUUGGAAUUUGGAUUGAGAUUUUUAUUUAUUUA
Hevea brasiliensis (rubber tree) is the source of this 1169-nucleotide messenger RNA. RefSeq names its product MYB-like transcription factor ETC1. The transcript is spliced from 3 exons. The coding region runs from base 592 to 897 and encodes 101 amino acids. The record is from RefSeq and is a predicted model, not a curated record. Gene Ontology annotation, cellular component: nucleus. Gene Ontology annotation, molecular function: transcription cis-regulatory region binding. Gene Ontology annotation, biological process: cell differentiation. Lineage: Eukaryota; Viridiplantae; Streptophyta; Magnoliopsida; Malpighiales; Euphorbiaceae.